This is a messenger RNA of Meyerozyma guilliermondii ATCC 6260, 2184 nucleotides long. RefSeq lists its product as uncharacterized. Gene Ontology annotation, molecular function: DNA-binding transcription factor activity, RNA polymerase II-specific; RNA polymerase II cis-regulatory region sequence-specific DNA binding. The transcript has a single exon. Bases 1 to 2184 code for a protein of 727 amino acids. The record is from RefSeq and is a predicted model, not a curated record. Gene Ontology annotation, biological process: regulation of transcription by RNA polymerase II. Lineage: Eukaryota; Fungi; Ascomycota; Pichiomycetes; Serinales; Debaryomycetaceae.
AUGAACAAACAAAGUAUGAGUGGACAUCGGCGUCCUAUGAGAUCUAAGAAUGUGAAGAACCGCCCCAAAUCCAGCCAGGAACCAGAAAAACCACGUACUGAGCCCGAUACACCGUUGGAGCGCGAUAAAAAGCCGCCAAGUGAAACUGGUGGUCGUCGACAGAGCCUGAAUCCCACCAACUUCUUGUUCAACCCAGGCCGUCAAGACUCCAUAGUUUCGCUCCUCAACAACUACCAAACCAACGGCGCAGCAAGUGCUUCCGGAGCUAGUGGUCUGGGCCCCAUGUCGGCUGGUUCCGACCAGUUGGGAGGUGCUGUUUCUGGUGAAGCAGGAGUUCGAGAUCAGCCCAGCUAUUAUAUGAACCACAGGGACCUGGUGAUGUACCCACAACCGGAGAAUGUUCGACCACGUAGCGACAGUGUUUUUCUUCCUCCGCCGCUCGGGCUCUCCCGAAACGACGAGAGUGUGCUGUACCAGCCAAGAAACAAUAGUAUAUUCAGUUCGAUGAUCCAAAUACCCAGCGAACGAUCUAGCGAAAGAGGCUCCGCGGGCGGGCCUGAUUUUGAUUGGAGACAGCAGCCACCACAGCAGACUGGUCAACAGAGCCAGCAGAAUCAGCAGAACGAACGGCGCAGCUCCAAACCUUCUUUCGACAUGUCUCUCUGGGAGAGCCUAAAUGUCCCAGGCGGGUCUAUUGCGGGUUUGCCCAUUUCCAGUGGCAGUCUCAGCGGAAUUUUGGCUGGAAUAAAUAACGGAAGCAUCGAUUUUACCAACAUGACAAACGCGGAGCGCCGUGACUCGAUCUUAAAACUCUUGGAACAAACGCCAGACCAACUGCAGGUUCGUCCUAAACCACAAGGAGGAGCUGCCAACCUCAAAGAAGACAUUUUCUCCAACCGCAAGGUGAAACACGACGAUGUGUCAGACAACGUAGCUCCCGAUCUGAUCUCACCGGUUUCCUCAGGAUCCGCCAAAUCGAUCUAUAAGGACGAGCCCCAAUCGCCAGGAAGUUCUCCUCAGUUUACCAUGAGAAAUGGACCUCAACCACAGACUACUCAGCUACGAAACCUUCAGCCUCAAUAUUCAAACCAGGUGUACAACCAAACCGUCAACCAGUUUCCCAACCAAAACAUAGUUCCCAAUGCCCACAUGCGCCGUCAGCAGCAACCACCUCAAAAUGUGCCCGCAAACAUAUCCGGUCAGGGCUUUCAGAACCAACAACCUAUAGGCUUAGAUCUUGAAGAUUACAGGCGAUUCCAGCCGUAUCCCUACCAGACAGAUAACGUUCUCAUGGACAAAAAGCCAGGGGACCAGAAGGAGAUUCCGGCUCAACAAUUGGUCAAAUCAGAAGACGGCCAUCCAUUAUUGGGAGCCACUAAGGUCGACCAGUUGAUGCUUGUACUUCAAGCUAGAGAUAAAGGCAAUACCAAGGAGAUCCGCCGUGCUCCUGACGGCAGUAUUCUCGUGCCUGGCGAAGGAGCAGACUCUGUUGUACCUGAACCGGUUUCGCUAGUAGGCGGUUUAGAUCGUCAUCAGGGUGCAAAAGAUGAGCUUCACGACGAAGACGACCACUCUGGAAAAGGGAAAAAGAAAACCAAGGCACAAGAAUGUCCAUACUGUCAUAAAACCUUCACCCAAUCUACCCAUUUAGAGGUCCACGUUCGGUCCCACAUUGGAUACAAGCCGUAUGAGUGCACUUAUUGUCACAAGAGAUUCACUCAGGGAGGAAACUUGCGGACACAUUUGAGACUACACACUGGUGAGAAGCCAUUUGUUUGCGAUAUAUGCAAAAGAUCCUUUUCCAGAAAAGGUAAUUUGGAAAUGCACAAGUUGACCCAUGAAAAACUUAAACCAUUUCAGUGCAAAUUGGAUGAUUGUGGUAAAUCUUUCACUCAACUAGGCAACUUGAAAUCCCACCAGAAUCGAUUCCACCUCGAAACACUAAACAUGCUAACGAAAAAAGUCGCAGAAUUAAGCGGUGCCUCGAUUGAAAAGCUUCCUCAAGAAGAAAGGGACCUUCUUAAUUAUUUCAAAGAUUUGUACAAAAAUUCCAAUAAGGGAAUUAGAGGCAGAGGAAAGCGAACCCCAGUACCAGAUAACAAUAAGCUUGCAUCUGCCCCGGUGGGUGGUCUUACCAAUGUUCAGUUUCAAGAUGGCGUGUACGAUAUGAACCCAUACCAAUAA